Molecule: messenger RNA, 1879 nt
Organism: Tyto alba (common barn owl)
Lineage: Eukaryota; Metazoa; Chordata; Aves; Strigiformes; Tytonidae
Gene: RWDD4
Product: RWD domain containing 4
Exons: 7
Coding region: 225-806 (193 amino acids)
Molecular function (GO): protein binding
Source: RefSeq, a predicted model, not a curated record
GUGAGCCGUGCUGCCCUCGGGGGAGGUGCGUCCAUCCAUCCAUCAUCUGUCCGUCGGUCGGUCGGUCGGUCAGUCAGUCAGUCCGUCUGUCGGUCAGUCGGGCGGGCCCGCUCGGGCCUCCCCGUGCCGCACCGGCGGGGCCGCGCCGCGUCCGCCCAGCCCCAGCGGUGGCGGUGAGGGGGGGCGGGGGCCUCCGCGCGCCGCCUCCCCCCGCAGCGCGCGCCAUGGCGGCCAACGAGGACCAGGAGAUGGAGCUGGAAGCGCUGCGCUCGAUCUACGAGGGAGAUGUGUGCUUCAGGGAGCUCAGCCCGGUGUCCUUCCAGUACAGGAUAGGUGAGAGUGGAGAUCCGAAAGCCUUUCUAAUAGAAGUUUCUUGGCCAGAAACAUAUCCACAAACAGCACCCAUCAUAUCGAUGGAUGCUUUCUUCAACAACACAAUAUCUUCAGCUAUUAAGCAAAAUAUAUUGGAUAAGUUAAUGGUAGAAGUUGAAGCAAAUCUUGGAACUGCUAUGACAUACACACUUUUUGAAUAUGCCAAAGAUAAUAAAGAGGUGUUCAUGGAAAAUCAGCCUGUUAGCACUGUUACUUCAGUAAGCAAUAGUAUUGCAAUUGGAACUCCUGAUGUGCCAGCAAGUAAGAAAAAAGAUAAAAAGGAGCAGUUAUCCAAAACCCAGAAACGAAAAUUAGCUGAUAAAACAGAUAACAAAGGGGAGCUUCCACGAGGUUGGAACUGGGUGGACGUAAUUAAGCAUGUAAGUAUUUUCAAGUUACCUUUUUUUAACAUUAAAAAGAUUUGCAAGAAAUAGUAAGAACUGUUGCUCAUUUUGAAUUGUAAUUUACAUAUUUCUCAAAUGCUUUAAAAUGCCUAGUCCAUCUGAAUAUUAGAGAAGGACUUCGAUUCCUCUUUGAACUUUGUUGGUUUAGUUCUUUUUUAUUUAUUGAGCAAUUAAAUUUUAAUUUUAUGAUGAGAGAGCUUUGCUAGUCAAAUGGACUGCAAAUAUUCUGUCUUUGCAUGGCAACAAGAUGUAAAAUAAAAUUAGUGUUGCUGCCAGGUUCUGGAGGGCAGGGAAUAAGUAAGCAGAAAACAGGAGCUGUCCCAUGUAGGAACACCCUGCUGUCUCCUACAAACCUGAACAUUCUCUGCCACAACUCCUCCCAUGAAUAAUUCUUUUCUACUUGCUCCCUCAGCAUUGAUUUCUUCCACCCUCUUGUCUUUGCUGAUUCAGUGGAAAUCAAUGUAGCUGUUUGACAAUUUUGAGUGUAAACUAUUUUAUUUUGCGCAACUAUAAGUAAUUCUCAGUGUAAGACUUAACACGGGUUCCAGUUGUUAAAUAAGAGCAAGUAAACGAUGAUGGUCAUUUUGGGCAGAGUUCUUCUGACUUAAAAGUGGCUACGUGUAGUGGAUAUCUUGGAUUCCAGAUAGAUUUUGUCAUAGAUGCACUACAUUUAAUAAUUAUAAGCUUAGAUUUAAAAAGUGAGAAAUAAUUAAUGUCUCUUUUUGCAUUGUGUAAAUUUCUAUCUGGGAAUUAUCUCAGAGAUAUGUGGAGAUAUUUUUUCCAUUACUUCAUCUUUUUUAUUUUGGAGAGCUGGUGAUGAAGUCUUCAAAUUAAACAGAAACAGUACCCUGAGGCUUUCCUGGGGUUUUGUGUUUUGUUUUAGUUUUUUUGUUUUGUUUUUUUUUUUUAAAUCAACUUUUAUACUCAGGAAAUAAGCUCAUUUAGUGUUUAAGCUUAAGAUAUAAUUUUUUAUGCUUUUCAGUCUAUGGGUACAGUAGCACAAUCAGUCUGUACUAUUAAUUAAAUAUACAUGUGUUCUGUGUAAGAUGGAGAUAAUGUUGUUCUUGUUUUCUAAUAAAUGGAAUGGCAGUCUAAACUUUGAA